Messenger RNA from Staurois parvus, 325 nucleotides. NCBI's taxonomy places the organism in Eukaryota, Metazoa, Chordata, Amphibia, Anura, Ranidae. The record is from the annotation of a GenBank genome assembly.
GAUGACCAGAGACUGCGGACAGUACAGGAGAUGACCAGAGACUGCGGACAGUACAGGAGAUGACCAGAGACUGCGGACAGUACAGGGGAUAACCAGAGACAGCGGACACAGUACAGGGAACGACCAGAGACUGCAGAAAAAGUAAAGGAGAUGACCAGAGACUGCGGACACAGUACAGGAGAUGACCAGAGACUGCGGACAUAGUACAGGAGAUGACCAGAGACUGCGGACACAGUACACGAGAUGGCCAGAGACUGCGGACACAGUACAGGAGAUGACCAGAGACUGCGGACACAGUACAGGAGAUGGCCAGAGACUGCGGACA